AUGUCGUUAGGACCUGUGGCACGGGGAGCCAUCUGCUUGCUAGCUGCGUCAAUCAUCGUCAUUAGCACGGUCAAUCUCUGUUGCGAUGGCAGCAGGUCCGCCGAUGAUCUCUCACUUGACGACUACGGCGAGGACGACAACGGUGACUCAUCCUCCUUCUCCUUCACCUUCCGGACGGAGACGAGUUCACCCGGUCUGGUCUUCGGGUUCUACGACGACAAGUGCCCGGACGCCGAGGAGAUCAUCUCGUCCACGGUGCGGAAGCUCUACCACGCGGACCCCAACGUCGCCGCCGCGCUCGUCCGUCUCUUCUUCCACGACUGCUUCAUCCACGGCUGCGACGCCUCGGUGCUGCUGGACCGCGUCGACGGCCGGAAAUCAGAGCGCGACGCCGGGCCGAACCAGUCGGUGCGAGGCAUGGGCGCCGUCGAGGCCAUCAAACAGAGAGUGGAGAAGGCGUGCCCGGGGACCGUCUCCUGCGCGGACAUCCUGGCCCUCGCCGCGCGGGACAGCCUCAGCUUCUACCACGACGUCGUGACCGGGAGCAUCCCGCCGCCGAACGCCACCUACGCCAUGACGCUCGCCGCGUUCGCGCGCCGCGGGCAGUUCACGGAGCGUGAGACCGUCGCGCUCUUAGGAGCCCACAGCAUCGGGAAGGUGCGGUGCAGGUUCUUCGCGGACAGGAUCUACGACUUCGCCGGCACCGGUGCGCCCGAAGACUCCAUCGACCCGGACAUGGUCGGCGAGAUGCGCGCGGUGUGCGACGGCGGCGGCGGCGGCGGCGAUGGCGAUGGCGACGACGGCGCGGCGCCGAUGGAGAUGGGGUACUACAGGCAGGGCCGAGAGGUGGGCUUCGGCGCGCACUACUACGCCAAGCUGCUGGAGGGCCGGGGCAUCCUGCGCGCCGACCAGCAGCUCACCGCGGGGAGCACCGUGCGGUGGGUGCGCGUGUACGCGUCCGAAGCGCGCGGCGAGGAGGUGUUCCGCGAGGACUUUGCGCAUGCCAUGGUUAAGCUGUCGGCGCUCGCGCCGCUCACGGGGUCGGCCGGGCAGGUACGGAUUAGCUGCUCCAAGCCCAUCCAAGACAACUGA
Miscanthus lutarioriparius is the source of this 1092-nucleotide messenger RNA. NCBI's taxonomy places the organism in Eukaryota, Viridiplantae, Streptophyta, Magnoliopsida, Poales, Poaceae. The record is from the annotation of a GenBank genome assembly.